This is a messenger RNA of Peromyscus leucopus (white-footed mouse), 1689 nucleotides long. RefSeq names its product angiopoietin like 5 (gene Angptl5). NCBI's taxonomy places the organism in Eukaryota, Metazoa, Chordata, Mammalia, Rodentia, Cricetidae. The coding region runs from base 63 to 1229 and encodes 388 amino acids. The transcript has 8 exons. The record is from RefSeq and is a predicted model, not a curated record.
GCACCAUUCUUUCCACAGAGAGCUGAUAUUUGAAGAAGUAUUUUCAUUAGUUCAAGAAAAAUAUGAUGUAUCUAUCCCAAGCAUCACUCUUGUUCUUAAAUGUAUGUAUUUUCAUUUGUGGAGAAGCUAUACAAGGUAGCUGUGUUCAUCAUUCUACGGAUUCUCUAGUAGGUAACAGUGCGGCAGAUAAAACUAAUCUCAAAGAUGAAAAUCAAAGUAACCCUGCUGUGUACAAGGAAGACUGUAAGGAGUCACGUGAUGCUAAGACCAAAGUAACCCGAGAAGAAAAACAUUUUAUAUGCAGAAACCUGCAAAAUUCUAUUGUUUCUUAUACAAGAAGUACCAAAAAACUACUGAGAAAUAUAAUGGAUGAGCAGCAAGCGUCUCUGGAUUAUUUAUCUAGCCAGGUUAAUGAGCUCAUGAAUCGAAUUCUCCUUUUGACUACUGAGGUUUUCAGAAAACAGCUGGACCCCUUUCCUGCCAGGCCCAUUCAGUCACAUGGUUUGGAUUGCACUCAUAUUAAAGAUUCAAUUGGCUCUGCCACCAAAACCCCUAGUGGUUUAUAUAUAAUCUUUCCAGAGGGAUCUAGCUACCCAUUUGAGGUAAUUUGCGACAUGGAUUUCAGAGGAGGAGGAUGGACAGUGAUUCAGAAAAGGAUGGAUGGGACAGUUGACUUCCGGAGGCCAUGGUGUGAUUACCUGGAUGGAUUUGGAGACCUUUUAGGAGAAUUUUGGCUAGGACUGAAAAAGAUUUUUUACAUAGUAAACCAAAAAGAUUCUAGUUUUAUGCUUCAUGUGGCCUUGGAAUCCGAAGAUGACACCUUGGCUUAUGCUUCAUAUGAGAAUUUUUGGCUAGAGGAUGAAACACGAUUUUUUAAAAUACACUUAGGACGAUAUUCAGGAAAUGCUGGUGAUGCAUUCCGGGGCUUCAGAAAAGAUGAUAACCAGAAUGCAAUGCCUUUCAGCACCUCAGAUGUUGAUAAUGACGGAUGCCACCCUGCUUGCCUGGUCAAUAAUCAGUCAGUGGAGAGCUGCAGUCACCUUCAUAACAACACUGGCUGGUGGUUCAACCAGUGCGGCCUCACGAACCUAAAUGGCGUCCAUUAUGUUCCUGGAAAAUUGCGUGCAACUGGCAUUCAGUGGGGUACAUGGACCAAAAACAAUUCAUUUGUCAGGAUUAAAUCUGUUUCAAUGAAGAUUAGAAGAAUUUACAACCCAUAUUUUAAGUAAUCUUAUUUUAAAUUGUAGCACAAUUUCCAUAGUUACUUUUGAAAACAUACUAAAAUUUUUUUUACAUAGUUUCUUAUUUAGAGUUUAGUAUUUAGCUAAAAAUUCAAUAUAGAUGGCAUGUUAGUGUUAUGGGUUUAAUUGUAAACCCAUUUUGUAGCACUUAUAAAAGCAAUCAUGGCAUAUCAUGGUAUGUUUUCUAUUGACUAUAUUAACAUUAUGUGAUUGCUUGCAAGAUGCAUAGUGUUUUUAAAGGAACUUGCCUUCUGUUUGAGCAUGUAAACCAUAGUAAGUUGUUAGGAAAACUGAGGAGAGAAUCUUAAUUAUUUCUAUAUCUAUAUGCUUACUUACAUAAUUUACAGAUAAUUUCUUCUGAACACAGUUACAAGAAGCAACACAUAUGGAUUGAUACAUUAACACCACAGGGUUAAAAAAUUUUACCAACUGAUACCACAAUAUUUUA